This is a messenger RNA of Aspergillus alliaceus, 1142 nucleotides long. RefSeq names its product alpha/beta-hydrolase. The coding region runs from base 21 to 1019 and encodes 332 amino acids. The record is from RefSeq and is a predicted model, not a curated record. Gene Ontology annotation, biological process: proteolysis. Gene Ontology annotation, molecular function: serine-type peptidase activity. Lineage: Eukaryota; Fungi; Ascomycota; Eurotiomycetes; Eurotiales; Aspergillaceae. The transcript has 2 exons.
UCUCAAAGUCCACUGGCAUCAUGUGGCCGAUCCCCCCAGGCCACAGAACACUAGUCUAUUCCACCGUUGACGGACAUGACAUUAGGCUAGAUUACUACUUACCCCCCGUGGAGGGAGGGAAUCUCCCAGCCAUAAUCUACUAUCACGGGGGAGGAAUGGUGGCCGGCUCGCGGCGGGGAAUGGGGUUCCCUCUUUGGUUGUAUGAUCAUUGCCAAGAAAAGGGUUACAUCUUCGUCUCUGCCGAUUACCGACUGUGCCAUCCGAGCACCGCCUUGGAUCAGAUCGAGGAUGCAAAGGCUCUCUUUCGCUUUCUAGAAGGGGAUGAUUUCCAAACGACGUUACCAGAAUCUUUCACUCUCGACACAGCCCGGAUCGCCGUGGCUGGCUUCUCCGCUGGCGCGUAUUCCGCCCGCGCAGCAUGCGUGUACGCCACGCCCAAGCCAGCGGUCCUGUUGUCGAGCUAUGGCACCGGCGGCGACUGGCUUCUGGAUCACUGGACCAGGGCUCGUCCACCGACAUCCAUCGCUCGGUUCGUAAAUCUCAACGACGUGCCUCGGAUACUGGCGGACAAGACGGUUGUGAGUGAUGAUUCGGUAGGCAGGGUAACCAACCGUUUCGCAUUGACGGUCCGGUGGGAGCUCGACGGGACGUUUCUUGACGGCUGCCUUGGUCGGCCAGGCUUAGGCGCCGAGCUUGAUAGAGUGGACUACGCGCAGCGGGCUGCAGCGAUUCCUGAUGACCUGAAACCGGCGUUCCUGCAGUUGUUUGUGACGGAAAACUACCCUCCGUCGGUGUUUGUGCAUGGGACAGCCGAUGAAGUUGUCCCCGAUCAAGAGAGCCAGCAUCAUUACCAGCAGCUCCAGCAGCUUGGGGUUAAAACAGAGCUGUUACUGGUGGAGGAUGGACCGCACGGCUUGGUGGACUUUAAUUCUGGAUUUCCACCGGGUCCAGCGAAGGGGGUUGUGGAGGCCUAUGACAAGGCUCUCGAGUUUGUUGCGGAGGUAUUUGAAGCAGUAUAGAGGUAUUGUAUAUCUAGCUAUUGGUAAUGUUCUUUUCUGUGUAUAACGAAGCCGUGUAUAAAAUCGCUUCUGCAUGUUGCUGGUUCUUCUUUUCCCUCAUACCAUACAUUUAGUUCAAUUGGC